AUGGAUGCCAAAGUGUAUUUACAGUCCUUCGGAUGGAAAGAAGGAGAAGCAUUACAGAAAGGUGGUUUAAAGAAACCUAUUUUAGUUAAGCAUAAAAAGGAUACAAAAGGUUUAGGUCAUGAUGCAAAUGAUUCAGAUAUGUGGUGGGAGAAACUUUUUGAUGGACAAUUAAAAAAUUUAGAAGUUAAUAAUGAUAAAUCAAAUGGAAAAGUUACAUUUGAAACUAAUGAUGAGAAGGUAGUUGAUAGUUUUCAUAAAUCUAUUUCUCCGUUAUAUAAAAUGUUUGUCAAAGGAGAAGGAUUAGCUGGAACAGUGGGUAAAACUGAUCAUACCAAGGAAAAACAUAGAGAAAUUUCAUCAAAAGAUGCCUUAAAGGAUAUGGAAAAACUUACAGGUGGAGAGAGUGCAUUAGACAAGAAGGACAAGAGGGACAAGAAGGACAAGAAGGAAAAGAAAGAAAAGAAAGAAAAGAAAGAGAAGAAGGACAAGAAAGAGAAGAAGGACAAGAAAGAGAAGAAAAAAGAGAAGGACAAAAUACUAUCAAAAGAUAAAAAGGCAAAGACAAAGGACCUAUCAUCGAAAUCAAAGAAACUGGAUGAUAAGAAGAUCAGUAAGAAAAGAAAACUUGAUAAUGAAAAUUCUGAUAAUCUGGAAUCAAAACUGAAAAAGAAAAAGACAAAGAAAUCCAAAAGUUAG
Messenger RNA from Candida tropicalis MYA-3404, 696 nucleotides. RefSeq lists its product as uncharacterized. The record is from RefSeq and is a predicted model, not a curated record. NCBI's taxonomy places the organism in Eukaryota, Fungi, Ascomycota, Pichiomycetes, Serinales, Debaryomycetaceae. The transcript has a single exon. The coding region runs from base 1 to 696 and encodes 231 amino acids.